UGGGGAAUAUGAAUAGUCAACUAAACACGGAAAAAUUUACACAUCAAUGCAUUCAUAUUAUACGAAAAAAUCGAAGCACGUUAAAUUUUUAUGUUCUGUAUUUCAUAGUUAUUAUUAUAAGUUUAAUUCUAUACUACUUGAGUUUUUGAUUAGUUAGUAUGAAUUGGGCAAAAUUUGUAGUUAAUUAUUGUGGACAAGUGAUGAAUUUUGUUGGGCAACAGCUACUGAUUUCGAUAAAUUUUGUUGGGCGGUUGAUACUGAAUCUAGUAAAUUUUGGUGGGAAACUACUAAAUUAUGGGGCGGAGUUGCUAUCGAAGAUGUUAAAUUUUGCUGGGCAACUGAUAUUGAACCUGGUAGAUGUUGUUGGAAAACUGGUACUGAAUCUGGUUGAUCUUGCUGGGGGACUAGUGAAUUUUGUUGCGGAACAGUUACCAAAACUGGUAAAUUUUACUGGAAAACAGGUCUUGUACCUGAUAGAUUAUAGUGGGGAACUGCUGAUGAAGCUGAUAGAUUUUGGUGCGGAAUGGCUAUCGAAACUGGUAAAUUUUGGUGGGCAAUUGAUACUGAACCUGGUAAACUUUUGUUGGGAAUUGGUACUGAAUUUGGUUAAUUUUUCGGGGCGAUUGCUGAUGAAUUUAGUAGAUUUUGGGUGGGAACUGAUAUCGAAGGUGGUAAAUUUUGGUGAACAGUUGCUAUCGAAGCUGUUAAAUAUUUGUUGGCAACUGAUACUGAAUCUGGUAAAUUUAGGCCGGGAACUGGUAAAUUUUGGUGUGGAACUGGUAAUGAAACUCGUAAAUUUUGGUGUACUAGUGUUAAUGUGGCUCAAAAUUUUCAUUUGGCAAGUGCUAUUGACGGUUAUGAAUUUUGGUUGCCAAGUGCUAGUUACGCUGAAAAGAUUCAGCCUGCCAGCAUUAGUUACGCUGGAGAAGUUUUGUGGGCAAACACUCGUGAAUUGGUUUAAAAGGAUCAAUCACUGGUUUCACGUAGCCUUACCCUAUCUCAUAAUUAUCGUGUUGUUUCUAGCUAUCUUCGUGUAUUAUUGCUACUGCGAAAGAAGAUUACUGCUCAAGGAAGAAGAAGCGAGGAAGGUGAAGUUGGAAAAAAAAAGAAAGGCUGAAAGUGAUCGUUUAUCAGAACUCGAGAAGAGAAAGAAGAAGCGUUUGGAGGAAAUGAGAGAAACUAAAAGGAAGGACGUUGAGAGUAUGAAAUUGAAAGAGAAUAUACGAGCCAAAGUUGGAAAGGAACUCAGUAUGCUUGAAACAACAUGCCAUGAUAUGGCUUCAGUGCUGCGCGGAUUGGGAAUCAGUGUUGGUGGUGGCACUAUUCAUGAGGUUCGCGUUGCUUACAAAAAAGCAUUGAUGAAAUUUCACCCGGAUAAAUCUUCAGGUUGUGAUAUACGACAGCAAGUUGAAGCUGAGGAGAAAUUUAAGCUUAUUUCUCGAAUGAAGGACAAAUACUUACCAAAUUUAUGACAGGAAAA
Messenger RNA from Solanum lycopersicum (tomato), 1480 nucleotides. RefSeq lists its product as uncharacterized. Lineage: Eukaryota; Viridiplantae; Streptophyta; Magnoliopsida; Solanales; Solanaceae. The record is from RefSeq and is a predicted model, not a curated record.